Molecule: messenger RNA, 672 nt
Organism: Bacidia gigantensis
Lineage: Eukaryota; Fungi; Ascomycota; Lecanoromycetes; Lecanorales; Ramalinaceae
Exons: 1
Coding region: 1-672 (223 amino acids)
Source: RefSeq, a predicted model, not a curated record
AUGGCUUCUUACGCUGCAGCAGCGAAGGCUCAAAGCGAGAUCUAUUCCAGCUUGAAGGUUCUCUGGCAGUUCCUCUCAUCACCUAGGUGGAACACGAAAUCUAAUCGGUCAAGAAUACGACUUCUUGAGUAUUUCGAAAACGCCGAUGAAGUUCACCGAUCAUCUGAAGUACCCAACCUGCAAGACGUUCUUGCCGGCAUCAGAGUGGAGCUUCGCAAUACUCAGAAUGGUCGACAAGGCUGCGUCAUUGUUGUUGAGGACAUCGAACCAAGUCAGGUUGAGAUGCUCGGCGAGGCUCUUGACAUCGAUCCCGUGUUCUUCGCAGGUUAUCUUGGUACAGACUUCAGGAAUCUAGAACACCAUGCUCUACCUCUAUGGGCGACUACUCUGCCCUCAGAAUCUGCUUCUCAAGAAUCCCUCCAUCUUCAUCACCAGCGACCCACACGGCUGACAACGAAUGCCGUGAUCCCAAAACAUGUGAUUCUUGUCACGAAUGGCAAUGUGGUUCGAGCUGUAAGGCGCUUGUCAACGAUUGGAGAUACCAACGUCGCCUUGGUCCGAAGCUGCUGCUCACUCAUUCGUAAAGUCUUUGAAUCGGGAUUCUGGAUUUGUAUGUUCAAAAGGUCUCAUUGCGCUAUACACAUAGCUGACGACGACGAGUUCCAGGCUUAG